CAACUUUCACAUCCUGAUACGUCAGAAGUUGGAGUUUGCGGAUGCUGCUGUCCUGAACCGGUUGAGAGGGAAUAUAGCCUAUAUCAUAAGCACCCAGCAGCUUUUCAAAUUAUUUAGAAAAUAAUCAAACAAUCCUUAAAAAUGGCUCAAAGUAUGGAACCGUCCUCAAAUUCCGGUGCGAACGGAGAUCUCCAAAAGCGGGGAAAAGUUGCUUUGGUUACGGGUAUCACUGGGCAGGAUGGUUCCUACCUGGCGGAGUACCUGGUGGAGAAAGGCUACGAGGUCCACGGCAUCCUCCGCCGAUCGAGUUCCUUCAACACCGGCCGCAUCGAGCACCUGUACGGGAACCCUCAGACGCACACCGAAGGCAACAUGAAGCUCCACUACGGAGACCUGACGGACAGCACGUGCCUGGUGAAGAUCAUCAACGAGGUGAAGCCCACUGAGGUCUACAACCUGGGAGCUCAGAGCCACGUCAAGGUAAGGAAAAAAAAAAAUUCCCACAACCCCUUUCAACUCUCCCUCUCGGAGCCUCUCCCUUUCUGCUGCGUGGCGGUUGAAACAGUGAGUCUGGAACAUGGGAACCCGAGCUGGAGAUAUGGGACAGGAUAUUGGGGCUGAUGGGGCCAGGAAGUGGCUGUUCUUGGAUGGGUCUGGGCCCACAAUGUCCCUUUUGUUGGAGAGCUCCACAGCGUCCCUG
Molecule: messenger RNA, 700 nt
Organism: Hypomesus transpacificus
Lineage: Eukaryota; Metazoa; Chordata; Actinopteri; Osmeriformes; Osmeridae
Product: GDP-mannose 4,6 dehydratase-like
Exons: 4
Coding region: 142-621 (159 amino acids)
Biological process (GO): GDP-mannose metabolic process
Molecular function (GO): GDP-mannose 4,6-dehydratase activity
Source: RefSeq, a predicted model, not a curated record